Molecule: messenger RNA, 539 nt
Organism: Drosophila yakuba
Lineage: Eukaryota; Metazoa; Arthropoda; Insecta; Diptera; Drosophilidae
Gene: halo
Exons: 1
Coding region: 20-349 (109 amino acids)
Source: RefSeq, a predicted model, not a curated record
UGGGCAUAUAUAUUCAAUAAUGGCCGAGCUACUUUUUCCACAACUGGAGCGUCCUUUGCCUACGCUGCCAUCGCUGCACUACACGCUGUUUGCCUACAGGGAGGAGUUGCGACGCCGAGAUGCCCCGUUCAUGAAGAUGUCCACCAUCAAACUGCACCUCACGGACAACCUCAUCCUGCAGACGAUCAAAAACAUCCGGCAGUACGACACCAUCGAGAUUAUGAAUCUCAACCAGGAGAUCAACUUCAAGCGGCGCCUCACCAAGCAAAUGAGGAAGGUGCGCAAGCUGGAGAAGCUCGGCUUGCAGAUCGAUCCGCGGAAACUCAACGAGAAUGGCCAAUGGCACUGAGGUCUGAUUUAGUGGAACUCCAGAACCUAAGCUUCUUACUCAAACUCUAUCGUAUUCAUACACACACCCAACUAUUCUUACAUACUCUGAGCAUGUGAAGUUAGAUCGUAAGCAAAGUCUCUUCAAGUUUCUAAAACUCUAUAAGCCAUACUAACCAUACUAAGUCUAUCAGUUUUGAAAAUAAAUAAAA